Triplophysa rosa is the source of this 2777-nucleotide messenger RNA. It is a transcript of the gene selenoo1, whose product is annotated as selenoprotein O1. The record is from RefSeq and is a predicted model, not a curated record. Lineage: Eukaryota; Metazoa; Chordata; Actinopteri; Cypriniformes; Nemacheilidae. The coding region runs from base 82 to 1479 and encodes 465 amino acids. The transcript is spliced from 9 exons.
ACAAGGACGGACAGGAUUUCUACGGGCGUUUCACAGUCUUUAUCUAACACGCGUUUUUUGUGUGACAUUGGUGCGAUGUGAAUGGCUUUUAUCGCACCCCUCUUAACAAGGAUUUACAGUUUCUACUCUGGGACUACUUUACGUAUAACGUUAUCUCUUUCACACGCAGGAAUGUGCGACAUGGGCAUAAGCAUGAGUCGUUCUUCUCUUGAGAGGCUUCAGUUUGAUAAUGUUGCCCUUAGAAAGCUUCCGCAGGAUAUGUCCACCGAACAUGGCGUCCGACAGGUACGGAGUGCCUGCUUCUCUAAAGUUCAACCCACACCUGUCAAGAACCCGAGGUUUGUGGCAGUCUCGGGUCCAGCUCUCGCACUUCUGGGUCUUGAUGCUGAAGACGUCUUGAAGGAUCAACUGGGCCCAGAAUAUCUGAGUGGGUCAAAAGUCAUGCCUGGGUCAGAGCCGGCUGCCCAUUGCUACUGUGGGCACCAGUUUGGGCAGUUUGCAGGACAGCUUGGUGAUGGAGCUGCAUGUUAUCUGGGAGAAGUGAAAGCUCCAGCAGAUCAGAACCCUGAACUAUUACAUGAGAAUCCUACUAGACGCUGGGAGAUCCAAGUAAAGGGUGCCGGGCUGACACCAUACUCAAGACAAGCAGAUGGACGGAAGGUUUUGCGAUCCAGUAUCCGGGAAUUCCUUUGCAGUGAAGCAGUUUUUGCUUUAGGAGUGCCCACCACAAGAGCUGGAUCAGUAGUGACUUCAGAUUCACGGGUCAUGAGAGAUAUCGCCUACGACGGGAAUCCACGUAUGGAAAGAUGCUCUAUAGUAUUGCGCAUUUCUCCCAGCUUUAUCAGGUUUGGAUCAUUUGAGAUCUUUAAAAGAGCUGAUGAGUUCACCGGACGUCAAGGUCCCAGCUAUGGUCACGAUGAGAUCAGAACCCAAAUGCUACAUUAUGUCAUCGAGACCUUCUACCCAGAGAUUCAUCAAAGUCACUCAGACAUCAUGGAGAGAAACACUGCCUUUUUCAGAGAGGUGACUGUACGUACAGCACGGCUGGUGGCUCAGUGGCAGUGUGUCGGGUUCUGUCACGGAGUCCUGAACACAGAUAACAUGAGCAUCCUUGGUCUUACUUUAGACUAUGGACCUUUUGGUUUCAUGGACAGGUUUGACCCAGAUUUCAUCUGUAAUGCCUCUGAUAACUCAGGCCGGUACUCUUACCAGGCCCAGCCAGCCAUCUGCCACUGGAAUUUAGCUCGGCUUUCAGAAGCCCUGGACCCUGAUUUACCUCCAGAGCAGGCCAAGCAGGUGCUGGAUGAGUACCUGCCUCUCUAUAAUGCAUUUUAUCUAAACAACAUGAGGAAGAAACUGGGUUUGUUGAGGAAGAAGGAACCAGAGGAUGAGACGCUCAUCACAGAAUUUAUGCAGACCAUGCAUAACACUGGUGCAGACUUCACCAACACAUUCCGCAGUUUGAGUCAAAUUUCCUGACCAAUUCAGGAGGAAGGAGAGGAGGAUGAAUUUGAGGCUGUUAAACAAGCCACAGAGCUGCUCUUGCAGCAGUGUGCCUCUCUAGAGGAGCUCAAGGGCGCUAACAGACCCACUAUGGAUCCACGUGAACUUGCAAUGCUGCUGUCCAUGGCUCAGAGUAACCCUGCCCUGUUCCAGAUGGUGUCAAACAGGAGCACACUGGUGCGACAGCUGGAAAAACUUUCAAGACUGAAGGAGCUAAUGGACACCAAUGAAGAACAGCUAAGUGCCAAGCAGGCUGAAGACUGGACCUGCUGGAUCAAAAAAUACAGACAGCGGUUGGCCUGUGAGUGUGAGCCAGGGGUUGAUGUAAAAGCUGUGCAGGAGGAGAGAGUCUGCGUGAUGAACAACACCAAUCCACGCGUGGUACUUAGAAACUACAUUGCCCAGAAUGCAAUAGAGGCAGCUGAAAAUGGUGACUUCUCAGAGGUCCAGCGAGUUCUGAAGGUGUUGGAAAAGCCGUUCUCUGUGCAGGAAGGCCUUGAACAGCCAAACUGGGUGGGAAGAGGAGGAGUGGACAAUCCAGGAGAGAGCGAUGAGACCGGAGAGGAAGGGAACACUUCAGGAUCACCUGGAGCUGAGCCUCGAGUACUAGUCCCCUAUGACAGCAAGCCCCCUGUUUGGGCCAAUGAGAUCUGUGUUACCUGAUCAUCAUAAAACCUUCAUGACAACUAACCUACUCAUUUACGCAGAGUAAUCCUGCAAAAUCUGGUUAGGGGUCAUUGAAGGUAUUAAAAGAGAGGUAUUAAACUCCUGUCCAACAGUUCAAAACAUGCAUGAAGAUAAUAUGUAGAGGCUAGUUGUAUCCUCAGAAUUUACUGUUUAUCUCUCUGUAUGUUUGACUGGUUAUGAAUGAUGACUUAGACCACCAGUCUACCAUUGAGAGGUCUCAGUCUGAACAAUAGAAGUUAUGCCUCUAUAUAUUAAUUUUAUAAUGACUAUGAAUAUGAUGUUCGUAAUUAAACGCACAAGCCAUUGAGCAAUGAAGCUCCAAAGCUUAAACGCACAAAUAGACAUGAGCCUUUAUUUGAUAGAGAUCUGUCUAACUUUAAAUCAUGGAUUUAGUAUGCAUCACUGAUUGAGUAUCUAAAACUGCCUGUAUUUGUAUAGUACAAAACUAUAGGCUACUGUCUAAAAGCAGUUUUUCUCUCCUACUUUAUAAUCCUAAACUAGUCAUCACUAGAUUCUUUUGAAGGUGUUAUUGAGAAAAAAAAUGGAAUUGGACAAUCUUUAUUAAACGUUUAUUUUGGUUUAAUGAA